AUAAUACCUAACAAUGUAAAAGAAGCGGAGUUAAUUAACUUAACUAUAUUCUCUAAAGACAUUCUAGGGCGCGUCUCCAACACGCGCACCUUUGCAGGCCGCGAGCUUAAUACUAAGUAUAUCUUUAGGCUUUUUAUGCCCUUAGAUUCCCUAUCUAUUAUUGGCAAUCUAAUAGAAUACGAAAAUAUUGCUUCAGCAACUACGCGCGUUAAUUUUACUUUCCUAGCGUUUAACAAUAUUUCCCUUCUAGUAAACUUAGCUCGCGAAAUAACGCAAUAUGACGUUGUGUUUAAGUGGUUUGGCAACCUCUUCCAGACUCUUAUCCUAAGCUUGGGCGGGUCUUUUAAGGAGGCUAGCGGCAAGACGGUAGACAAGAUUGCAACAUUAAUAUGUAACUUGCAUGCAAGACACUGCAGCGGCAAGAACGCACAAUAUAACUCCUAG
Alternaria rosae is the source of this 444-nucleotide messenger RNA. RefSeq lists its product as uncharacterized. The annotation marks the transcript as partial. The record is from RefSeq and is a predicted model, not a curated record. NCBI's taxonomy places the organism in Eukaryota, Fungi, Ascomycota, Dothideomycetes, Pleosporales, Pleosporaceae. The transcript is spliced from 4 exons.